AUGGCCAAUGCUUCACUCGUCGCCCCGCGCCCGCCUCCCCAUGGCGAGUAUACCCUGGAGGCACUACGUCCGAGGAAGAGAUUACAGAAGCCCUGUCUGAAGCAGCCGAAACAACAACCUUCCACUGAUACUACCGGCCCCGCCGCAAGCCCGAGUCCCGUCAAAAGCAAAGCCUCCCGUGGAACGAGAUUAUGGGAUCGGGCACGCACACCACCCCUUCAGACUAUCCCACCUCAGCCUGAUCUGAGCGAUGCGAAGUGGGCGGAUUAUCUUCACCGAUCGCCCUCGAUCGGAUGCCCAGAGCACAAAGAUGGCAUGGUCGACAUAAUACCCGAGUUUGCCCACCUAGGAGUCCACAGAUUAGAGCGAAGGUCGCAGAUGGAGUCUCACUACAGCACACCGGACUCUAUCACCUCGACCGAGUCGGCCAGGCUCCGGACACACGCAAAAACCCCUGUUUUCCGUAUAGGACAGCUUGAGGGCACCGCGGCACGCAUGAAGCGUCAACUCAAACGACAAAGUGCCGAGGUAGGCUCUUUGGACUUUGAACGGUCGACCAAAAGUUCUCCCUGGCGAAGCCCACGCUCAGCACCCCUACCAGGCCUCCGUCACUUGCAGGGGAGGAGCCUACCACCUCUGCCCGGACGCAAACGCAGCCGAAGUGAAUUAACAAUCAGUUCACCCUUGCCCGGAAGAUGGCGCAGUCCGAGUGACUUGACAUCGGUCGACCCACCCCAGGUCGGACGAUGGCGUAGUCCAAGUGAUGUGUCAUCGGUCGACUCGUCCCUGCCCGGACGACAACGCAGUCCGAGUGACUUCUCGUCGGUUGAUUUACCCCCGACCGGAAGGUGGCGCAGUCCAAGUGACCUGUCAUCGGUCGGCUCCGUCCCGAGCGGAAGAUGGCGGAGCCGAAGUGACUUGUCAUCAGUUGGCUCGCCGCCACCCCUCGAACGAGGCGGCCAAUCACCAGUGUCAGAAGCUGGCACGCUCGUCUCAUUUGACGACGAAACCAUUUACUUCAGGCCAACAUCGUUCUGUAUGGAGGAGCCUACAUCAGCCCCGGUGAAACCUUUUGAGCAUCCGAGGGACCCACCCAAAGCACCGAGCAGCCCCGCGCAGACGAGCAUCGGCUUGCAGAUAUGCCUUGAGCUUCUCACUCGAGAACUCUCGUCGACAAUACACGAGAGGGCAAGUCGCUCGUCCAGUACCACCCAGUCCCAACUGCAGGUCUGGGUCAUGAUCGAGGCCUACGAGAGACUGCGGGAACAACUAGUUUCAGAGCAGUCCAUGCGCUUGUCGCCAGACGACUCUCGAGCUGCCGAAACUAUGAUUAACACAUGGCUACGUGCGCUAUGCGCUAUUCAUGAAUCGUUGACGAAGAGGCAACGGACAGGGUGCGGUGACAGCGAUGGUUUGCCAAGAGAGGAUCUUGACUAG
Pyricularia oryzae 70-15 is the source of this 1437-nucleotide messenger RNA. RefSeq lists its product as uncharacterized. The transcript has a single exon. The record is from RefSeq and is a predicted model, not a curated record. The coding region runs from base 1 to 1437 and encodes 478 amino acids. NCBI's taxonomy places the organism in Eukaryota, Fungi, Ascomycota, Sordariomycetes, Magnaporthales, Pyriculariaceae.